Capsicum annuum is the source of this 194-nucleotide messenger RNA. RefSeq names its product MADS-box protein CMB1-like. Gene Ontology annotation, molecular function: RNA polymerase II cis-regulatory region sequence-specific DNA binding; protein dimerization activity; DNA-binding transcription factor activity, RNA polymerase II-specific. The record is from RefSeq and is marked validated. Lineage: Eukaryota; Viridiplantae; Streptophyta; Magnoliopsida; Solanales; Solanaceae. Gene Ontology annotation, biological process: positive regulation of transcription by RNA polymerase II. Gene Ontology annotation, cellular component: nucleus.
CACAAUGGGUAGAGGGAAAGUAGAAUUGAAGAGAAUUGAUAACAAAAUAAAUAGACAAGUGACUUUUGCAAAGAGAAGAAAUGGACUCCUCAAGAAAGCUUAUGAACUUUCUGUUCUUUGUGAUGCUGAAAUUGCUCUUAUUAUUUUCUCUAGUCGUGGAAAACUUUAUGAAUUUUGCAGCAGCUCAAGUAUGU